Drosophila eugracilis is the source of this 2496-nucleotide messenger RNA. Its product is annotated as activin receptor type-2A. Gene Ontology annotation, cellular component: plasma membrane; activin receptor complex. Gene Ontology annotation, molecular function: activin binding; ATP binding; activin receptor activity. Gene Ontology annotation, biological process: protein phosphorylation; activin receptor signaling pathway; cellular response to growth factor stimulus. The record is from RefSeq and is a predicted model, not a curated record. NCBI's taxonomy places the organism in Eukaryota, Metazoa, Arthropoda, Insecta, Diptera, Drosophilidae.
AUGCUUCGCUCAAGGAAAAGCCGCGAAAAUGUACAUGCAAACGGCGUGUGGCCAGCAAAUUCGCUGCCGAGGCACCGCACACACACUCGGUCACCCCACACAUACACAUCUUGGGUUUUAUGCAUUAAAAAGAAGUGCAGACAGGAACUGUGCCAAAAUAUAAGCAAUACUCCACCAGUAGCCCUUGCAAGUCUAAAAAUCAUUCGUUACGUAUACGCAGUGCUGAGUGCUGUAAACAAGUUGACUUCAGCGAUAACAACAAUGUCCAAAUACGAUCUGUUUUAUCUAACGGCGCAGCUAAUGCUGGUAUUUUGCUGCCUAAUUGGGAUUCAAGGAUCUAUCCUUCCCGGAAUACACAACAACAUAGAAUGCGAGCAUUUUGACGAGAAGAUGUGCAACACAACGCAGGAAUGUGAAACACGGGUCGAGCACUGUGAGAUGGACGGGAAUAAGUUUCCUAGCUGCUAUGUCCUUUGGUCGGUCAGCGAGACAACGGGCGCCCUGCGAAUAAAGAUGAAGGGGUGCUUCACUUACAUGCAUGAAUGCAAUCAGACGAAGUGCGUGACCAGUGCGGAGCCACGGCAGGGAAACAUCCACUUCUGUUGCUGCAAGGGAUCGCGCUGCAAUUCCGACCAGCAGUAUAUUAAAAGCACGAGGGAGUCAACCACACAAGUGCCCAAGGAGAAGACCCAGGAUGGCAGCAAUUUGAUAUAUAUCUACAUCGGUACCUCCGUCUUUACCGUGCUCAUGGUCAUCGUUGGCAUGGGCCUGCUUCUCUACAGACGCCGCAAGCAGGCGCAUUUUAACGAGAUACCCACGCACGAGACGGAGAUUACCAAUUCUUCUCCAUUGCUAAGCAACCGUCCUAUUCAACUGCUGGAACAGAAGGCCAGCGGAAGGUUCGGUGAUGUAUGGCAGGCCAAGCUGCACGGCCAGGACGUGGCCGUCAAGAUCUUCCGCAUGCAGGAGAAGGAGUCUUGGACCACAGAGCAUGAUAUCUAUAAGCUGCCACGCAUGCGCCACCCGAACAUACUUGAAUUCCUGGGUGUAGAGAAGCAUAUGGACAAGCCAGAGUACUGGCUGAUAUCCACUUACCAGCAUAACGGAUCACUGUGCGACUAUCUCAAGUCGCACACUAUUACCUGGCCAGAGCUGUGCCGUAUUGCCGAGUCUAUGGCCAAUGGUUUGGCUCAUCUGCACGAGGAAAUUCCGUGCUCAAAGACAGAUGGUCUCAAGCCCUCGAUAGCUCAUCGGGACUUUAAGUCAAAGAAUGUGCUGCUUAAAAGCGAUUUGACUGCUUGUAUCGCUGACUUUGGACUGGCCAUGAUCUUCCAGCCGGGCAAGUCCUGCGGUGACACACAUGGCCAAGUGGGCACUCGUCGUUACAUGGCCCCUGAAGUGCUGGAGGGGGCUAUUAAUUUCAACCGUGACGCCUUUUUGCGUAUAGAUGUAUACGCCUGCGGCUUGGUCCUUUGGGAGAUGGUGUCACGAUGUGACUUUGCCGGACCCGUUGGCGAGUUCCAGCUGCCGUUUGAAGCAGAAUUGGGCCAGAGGCCCACGUUAGACGAAGUUCAGGAGAGUGUGGUGAUGAAAAAGCUGCGCCCACGUCUGCUCAGCUCCUGGCGUGCCCAUCCGGGUCUUAAUGUGUUCUGCGACACCAUGGAAGAGUGUUGGGAUCACGACGCUGAGGCCCGUCUGAGCUCAUCGUGCGUUAUGGAACGCUUUUCGCAGCUCAAUAAGUAUCCCUCGGCACAGUUGCUGAUCAAGAACCACACCAACAUUGACGACGCCAAGGAGUCGACAAACUGCUUAUAGAAGCGGUACUAAGUCACAGACUAGUUAGCAGUACUGUGGCUUAUCAGUAAAUCAGUGAAAGCCUUUCGCUUGGCAGAAAAUAUAUUAUAAGGAAGCGCGGACGAGAUUCGUUUGUAGUUUCAUAGUUUGUAGUACCAUCAUCAGCAGCUAUAGCUCAUAUUUAGUAGAGUGGGUCGAUUUAUAAGAAAGAGGGUAAUUUUAAUUGUUUUUUUUUCUUCAAAAUUUAAAAUCGACCCAUUUGACAUAAAUCGUGAUCUUGAAACCGUUGGCAGCCAAGACAUAUAUAAAAGAGGAAAAAAACUGAACAAAGAGCAUUAGACGUGUCGCUAUGUGCAUAGAUGUGUUAGUUACUCAUCCAACAUUGACUUCAUUGACUGAUAACCGUACAUAGUUCUAUAUAAACCAUGCAUAUAACGUACAAUUUGUUUUGCCCUUAGGCAGUAGUUUGUGUGCAAAUGUAAACUGUUGAGAAUUAUUAUAAGCCUUUUUAAAUCUAAUUUUAUUUGUGCGUUAUCGAAGCCUUCAUAAAGUAAUAGUUUUAGGUUCUAAGUAAAUUUCAAUAUAGCUUGAGUAAUUUUAGUUUUAGUUUAUUUUGUAGUCGUAACGUUUUUAUUUUCCGCACAAAAGUGUCAUGUGUUUUAAUGUUGUAUUUUAAAUAAAAAAAUACUUUAAACUCCAUCC